AUGACGAGCGCCUCUUUUGCCACUUUCGUGCUCAUAUUGGCCUCUAUUUUUGUCAUUUCACUGGCUACAAAUGAAGGUGAAGGCGCACGAAAGCCGUACAUUGUUCGAAUGGUUGAGUCCGCAAAACCCAUCCAUUUUGCUUCACACCACCACUGGUAUGCUUCAAUGCUUCACCAGCUCUCGCAAUCAAUUGAGUUGCUAUAUACAUAUGAUACUGCCUUGCACGGCUUUGCUGCGACACUGAGCAGCGCAGAAGCUGAAGUCAUGGAGACUAUGGACGGGUGCUUAGCUGUUAUUCCCUCCUCUCUUCAUCAAGUAGCCACCACGCACUCACCUGAGUUCCUCGGCCUUGCCGGCACCUCUGGAGUGUGGUCGAAAUACUCUACCUCUGGCGAAGAUAUCAUUGUGGGCGUGAUUGACUCAGGCAUAUGGCCCGAGAGCAAAAGCUUCAAUGAUGCAGGCCUUGGACCCAUUCCCGCUAAAUGGAAAGGCAAAUGCAAAGGUGGGCAGAAUUUCAGCUCCGCAAACUGCAAUAAGAAAAUCAUCGGAGCUCAAUACUUCGUCAAGGGCUACGAAAAGAGUCUUAAUACUAUCAUUGAUCCGAGCUCCGAAUACUUAUCUCCUCGAGACAGUAGUGGGCAUGGGACACAUGUAGCUUCUAUUGUUGCGGAAGCAGCGGUGACUGUUAACAGUCGGUAUGCAAAAGGAACAGCGAGAGGAAUGGCCCCACAGGCCAGGCUGGCCAUCUACAAAGCAAGCUGGGAAUCAGGAUUUUCCCAUCAAGCGGACGUACUAGCCGCGAUAGAUAAAGCAGUUGCUGAUGGUGUCGACAUCAUUUCAAUUUCAAUAGGUAAAAAGACUGCUAAUCUGCCAUUUUACAAGAACCCAAUAGCCCUUGGAACAUUCGGGGCCAUAGAACAUGGUGUUUUUGUUUCUGCCGCGGCAGGUAAUAAUGGACCUUCCCCAUCAAGUCUGGAUAACGCAGCGCCUUGGAUUACGACUGUCGGAGCCAGCAGCAUCGACAGAGACUUUCCUGCUUUUGUACGACUGGGCCAUUACAUGGGCACCUACAGGGGCACCUCCACAUACAAAGGAGGAAAUGGAAAAUUGCAAGGUCAAUUGCCUCUGGUGUAUGCUUCCGCCAACGACAACUCAACGUGUUGUCUUAGUGGCAGCCUCGACCGCAAUGUGGUUGAGGGCAAGAUAGUGCUGUGUGAUUACCAGACGUCCGAAUUCAAGGACAAGGAGAACGAAGUGGCCAGAGCAGGCGGUGUAGGAAUGAUUCUUGUAAACAAAAAGGAUUUCGGAGCACUGCAGGAGGUUACUACCCCCAAUAAUGGAACCAUUCAUAAUCUUCCCUCUAUUAGCGUCAGUUUUAGAGAUGGUGAAAGUAUAAAAUCCUACAUCAAGAGAGCGUCCAAUAGAUCCACGGCCGAGAUGGACAUUACAAGGAUGACUGUUAUUGGAAUACGUGCUCCCGUGGUUGCCGCGUUUUCUUCCCGUGGACCGAGUAUAGCGUAUCCUUCCAUUCUGAAGCCUGAUUUAAUUGCUCCGGGCGUCAACAUUUUGGCAGCCUUGAAAGAUGAUUACGAAUUCAUGUCAGGGACUUCGAUGGCCUGCCCUCACGUGAGCGGCGUUGCAGCGCUGAUGAAAGCCGCAAAUCCCAAGUGGAGCCCCGCGGCCAUAAAAUCUGCUCUCAUGACGUCUUCUUACACCGCUGACAACAAAAAUUGGCCCAUCAGCGAUUCAUAUUCCAUGCAGCCUGCUGGCCCGUUUGAUAUGGGUGCAGGUCACAUAAAUCCCGAAGCUGCGGUUCGUACUAAACUUGUCUACGAAAUCGAACCUCAAGACUACAUUGACUAUCUCUGCUCUGUCGGCUACAACAAGGAUCAAAUUGCUAAACUCAACGGUAGCUCCUGCCGCGAAUCCAGUUUGGAAGCCGCAGAUCUGAACUACCCCUCAUUUUUCGUGGUUUUUAAUCGAGGCAGUCAACGGGUUGAGGUGAAGAGAACACUGACGUAUAUGGGCAGCACUCCCCAUGUUGCGUACAGGGUGCUUGUCCAUGACCCUCCCGGCGUGAAAAUAAGCGUGGAGCCACGUGUAUUGUUGUUCAACACAUGGAAGGAGAAAGCCACGUAUAUUGUGAAAUUUGAAAAGCAACAGGGAGACACAGGUGCCACACGCGUAUACGGGUCGAUAACGUGGUUACCAUACCUCGGAGAUCAUUCCCCUGUUCGUAGCCCAGUUGUUGUAGAAAUUAAAAGUUCUAUCCUAUCAUUAGACCAUUCAUCUAGCAAUACCACUCAUACUUUUGCUCUGCUGUAG
This is a messenger RNA of Cryptomeria japonica (Japanese cedar), 2325 nucleotides long. Its product is annotated as subtilisin-like protease SBT1.8. The transcript has a single exon. The coding region runs from base 1 to 2325 and encodes 774 amino acids. Gene Ontology annotation, molecular function: serine-type endopeptidase activity. The record is from RefSeq and is a predicted model, not a curated record. Gene Ontology annotation, biological process: proteolysis. NCBI's taxonomy places the organism in Eukaryota, Viridiplantae, Streptophyta, Pinopsida, Cupressales, Cupressaceae.